AUGAAUUACUCAACAUCAUCAGGAGGACCAGGAGGACAAUAUAGAAACCUAAAUAACGUUCCUAUUCAACAAUAUCAUCCACAACAGCAACAUCAACAAUCACAGCAAAAUUUCCAACAUAUAAUGCAACAGCAUCAUCAUCAUCAUCAACAACUUCAACAAAAUCAAGGUCAACUACCCAUGCGAUCAACUAUGCCUCACCAUCAAUUAUCAAGAGGAACAUCGGGAACUUCAGGAAUUAUGGGUGGAGUAGGUGGUGGACCAAUGCCUACAUCAUCUAAUACCUCAAGAACAAAUAGUAUUCCGCAACCGGCAUUAAUGGCACUGAAUUCAAUACUUACUUUAGGACCUUUUAAACAUAGAAAAGAUCUAACUAGAGAAUCUGUGUUGUCUACUUAUCAAAUUAUGGGAUAUAUUGCAGCGGGAACUUAUGGGAAAGUUUAUAAAGCAAAAUUGAAAAAUGAUAAACCUAAUGGGAAUAUAAGUAAUAAUAUCACAGAAGAUAAUGGAAAUGAUAUGUUGGAUGAAUCAAUAGUUAGUCCACAAAUAAACCUAGGAAAUGGUAACAGUAAUUUUAAUAAUAAUAAUAAUAAUAGUAAUAACAACCACAACCACAACAACAACAAUGGAGCACUUCCGCAAUUUUAUGCAAUUAAAAAAUUCAAAAGUGAUAAUCAUCAUCAUCAUGGGAAUAAUAAUGGAAGAGCCGGAGGUAAUAACAGUAAUAAUAACACAGUGAAUAAUUUGAAUAAAAAUCAAAAUCAAAAUAAUCAAAAUAGUAUUCAUCAGGAUGAAGUUUUACAUUAUACGGGUAUUUCACAAUCUGCAAUUAGAGAAAUGUCACUUUGUCGAGAGUUGAAUAAUAAAAACAUCACUAAAUUAGUAGAUAUUAUCUUGGAGAAUAAAUCAAUUUAUAUGAUUUUUGAAUUUUGUGAACAUGAUUUAUUACAAAUUAUUCAUUAUCAAUCACAUCCAGAAUUUAAGCCUAUUCCUAAUUCAACUGUUAAAUCAUUAAUUUGGCAAAUUUUAAAUGGGGUCACUUUUCUUCAUAAAAAUUGGAUUUUUCAUCGUGAUUUGAAACCAGCAAAUAUCAUGGUUACAUCUCAAGGUGUGGUUAAGAUUGGUGAUUUGGGAUUGGCAAGAAAAUUUAAAGAUCCCUUACAAAGUUUAUAUACUGGUGAUAAAGUUGUGGUUACUAUAUGGUAUAGAGCUCCUGAGCUAUUAUUGGGCACACGGCACUACACCCCAGCAUUAGAUCUAUGGGCAAUUGGUUGUAUCCUUGGUGAGAUUUUAAGUUUAAGACCAAUGUUUAAAGGUGAAGAAUGUAAGAUUGACUUGAAUAAUAAGAAAUCCGUUCCAUUCCAAAAGAAUCAACUUCAGAAAAUUAUUGAAAUAUUAGGUACACCUACUACUGAUAUCUGGCCAAGUUUAAACAAAUACCCAGAAUAUUUAUCAUUCACACAGAAUUUCAAUCAGAAUUAUAUGAAUAACUUAUCCAAUUGGUUUAAAAUGAUUAAUAGUGGAAAUAAUAAUACCAAUAAUGGUAGUUCCACAGGAAAUAAUAAUAGUACGGCCAAUUGUUUGGAUUUAUUAGCAGGACUUUUGAAAUAUGAUCCAGAACAAAGACUUACGGCAGACCAAGCAUUAUUACAUCCAUAUUUCUUAGAAUUACCAAAAGUUACAGAGAAUGCGUUCGAAGGGCUAACUUAUAAGUUCCCAAAUAGAAAAAUUUACACUGAUGAUAAUGAUAUAGUAACUGGCGGUUGUGGUGGAGGAAAUGCCAAUAAUCAUCAUCAACAACAACAACAACAACAGCAACAAGGACAGCAGCAACAAGGACAACAACUGCAAAGUGGAGGACCUAUUCAAAUACAACAGGUACAACAAUUGCAACAGCAGAUACAAUCACAACAAUUACAAGGGUAUAAACGUAGUGGAAUGGAUGAUUUAUCGGGAGGUAUCAGAAAGAAGCGUGGAUGA
Molecule: messenger RNA, 1980 nt
Organism: Candida tropicalis MYA-3404
Lineage: Eukaryota; Fungi; Ascomycota; Pichiomycetes; Serinales; Debaryomycetaceae
Gene: SSN3
Product: cyclin-dependent serine/threonine protein kinase
Exons: 1
Coding region: 1-1980 (659 amino acids)
Biological process (GO): protein phosphorylation
Cellular component (GO): mediator complex; nucleus
Molecular function (GO): cyclin-dependent protein serine/threonine kinase activity; ATP binding; RNA polymerase II CTD heptapeptide repeat kinase activity
Source: RefSeq, a predicted model, not a curated record